AUGCUUGAUGAAAUAGUUAUCCAGACUUCUGGGCACGUAGGUGAACCAGCCUGCCGUGUUCCAGGAGACAAUUUUGAGGGUCAUAAGUGCCCAAUGAGCAAGCUGGUCUUUGCACCUUCAUACUGUUUGGUUAAUGUCACUGUGGCUAAAUUGCUUCCCAUUUCUUUAUGCAAUGACAAUUGUCAUCCAGGUUAUAGAAAGGGCAAGAAGGAGGGGAAGCCAUCUUGCUGCUAUGAUUGCCUUCCAUGUCCAGAAGGAAAGAUCUCCAACGAGAAGGACAUGGAUGCCUGCUUCCAAUGUCCAGAUGGACAAUAUCCAAACAUUGACCAGGAUUCAUGUAUUCCAAAAUAUAUAACCUUCUUGUCUUAUGAGGAAACAUUGGGCCUCGGUUUGGCUCUCCUUGCUCUUUCCUUGUCGUUCAUCACAGCUUUGGUGCUGGGAAUCUUCAUUAUGCACAGGGACACUCCCAUCGUCAAAGCCAACAACCGGAGCCUCACCUACACUCUCCUCAUCUCCCUCAUGCUCUCCUUCCUUUGUGCUUUGCUCUUCAUUGGCCAACCUGAGAAGGCAACCUGCCUCCUCCAACAACUUGCUUUUGGCUUCAUAUUUACUGUGGCUGUAUCAAGUGUGCUGGCUAAAACCAUCAUUGUGGUCAUAGCUUUCCGGGCCACCAGGCCAGGGUCUAAAAUGAGAAAAUGGGUGGGGAAACACCUGGCCACCUCAAUUGUUCUUUCCUGCUGCCUGAUUCAAGCCAUUAUUUGUACUGUGGGGUUGUCAAUCUCUCCUCCAUUCCCAUAUUUGGACAUGCACACAAUGCGUGAUGCAAUUGUACUGCAAUGUAGUGAAGGUUCACCUCUCAUGUUCUACUCUGUGCUGGGCUUUUUGGGCUUCCUAGCCAUUGUCAGCUUCAGUGUGGCUUUCCUAGCCAGGAAGUUGCCUGACAGUUUUAAUGAAGCCAAGUUUAUCACCUUCAGCAUGCUGGUUUUUUGCAGUGUGUGGUUGUCCUUUGUUCCAACCUACCUGAGUACUAAGGGGAAGUACAUGGUGGCUGUGGAGAUCUUCUCCAUCUUGUCCUCCAGUGCAGGCUUACUGGUUUGUAUCUUUUUCCCAAAAAGCUAUAUAAUUAUGUUGAGGCCUGAGCUGAACAACAGAGAGCAGCUAAUACAGAGGAAAAAAUCAUCAUUGUAA
Podarcis muralis (Common wall lizard) is the source of this 1188-nucleotide messenger RNA. The record is from RefSeq and is a predicted model, not a curated record. Lineage: Eukaryota; Metazoa; Chordata; Lepidosauria; Squamata; Lacertidae.